CAUCUGGUGGCAUGAUAUCACAACUUUAAUGAUUGAUCCAAAAUUCAACAGGCAUCCCAAGUCCGAAGAUCAUUUUUGUCACUUCCUCUAUGCCAGCUAUACAGGGAAGUUCAUUUAGUCCUUUUUUCAUUUCCGGACUGUUCCACUAUUUCGAUUUAGUAUCCUGGAUUUGUCUGCUGUUAAGGAGAUCCUUCGGUUGGGUGUACUAAGAAGUAUUGACAGGAGUCAGGCUGUCCUUCAUAACUACUAUGAAGGCCAAACGUCUUCAUGUCCUCCUUGUUAUAGCCAUAGGUCUACUGAAUUCCCCUCUGACUGCAGGGAUAGACAGUAAACAGAUUCGGCUGGUCAACGGGACGACUCGUUGUUCUGGACGAGUGGAGGUCUUACACGAAGGCCAGUGGGGAUCAGUCUGCGAUGAUGCCUGGGGCCUACAGGAGGCAGAAGUUGCGUGCCGCGAGAUGAAGUGCGGGAUGGCCCUGGGGGUAAAAUACCGAGCCCACUUUGGCCAGGGGGCUGGCCCCAUUCUGCUGGAUAACCUUGGGUGCAAUGGCCAAGAGAGGACACUGGGAGAAUGCAAACACGCAGGCUUUGGGGUCAAUGACUGCGGCCAUUGGGAAGAUGCCGGCGUCGAGUGUUUAGAUGUGCCAUUGAAUGUCAAGCUGUUCAACGGCACCAGUCGUUGCAACGGUCGACUGGAAGUUAAACACGAGGGCCAGUGGGUGAAGAUUUGUAAUGACAGCCAUUGGGGAAAUAAGGAAGAGUCACUGGUGUGCCGUGAGUUAGAAUGCGGCACGCCGGAUAAAAAGGCUGUGAGGCUCAACAUCGGAGCGAGUUCUAAUCUGGGAAGUUUCACGGCCAGCUGCGUCGGCGCUGAGACCUCCAUCGCCGCCUGCCCGCUUCAGUCGAACCUGAGCGCAUGUGAAGCAGCAGUUGUUUACUGCACAGACGCAGCGGAGAUGCGGCUGGUCAACGGGUCCACCAGCUGCUCCGGUCGGGUGGAGGUGUUCUACCGCGACCACUGGGGCACGGUGUGUGACGACGCUUGGACCAUGAGGAACGCCGAGGUGGUGUGCAACUCACUGGACUGCGGCACGGCCCUGGAGAUCAAGUCGCGCGCCUUCUACGGCCAGGGCAAGGGGAUGAUCUGGCUGGACGACGUGCGCUGCUCCGGCCAGGAGACCUCGUUGCAGAAAUGCAAUCACAGUGGAUUGAGCAUCCACAACUGCGGCCACGGCGAAGACGUGGGGGUCGUGUGUUCAGACCACAUCAAGCUGCUCAAUGGGACUCAGCGUUGUGAGGGUCGCAUUGAGGUCAAACAUGGUGAUCAGUGGAGGAAAUUGUGCAGCAGUGGCUGGAGCCAGAAAGAGCAUGAGGUGUUGUGUCAGGAGGUGAAAUGUGGGACCCCGCUUACUGGACAGGAUAUGCCAGACUUUGGGGACAGAAUUGCGCCAAUAGGAGUCAAGGCAAGUUGCCUGGGAAACGAGACGUCAUUCAUGGAGUGUGAAAUCAAGGAAACAGCCGACACUUGUGACAGUGCCUCCCUUCUCUGUGCAAACAGUAAACAGAUUCGGCUGGUCAACGGGACGACUCGUUGUUCUGGACGAGUGGAGGUCUUACACGAAGGCCAGUGGGGAUCAGUCUGCGGUGAUGGCUGGGGCCUACAGGAGGCAGAGGUUGCGUGCCGCGAGAUGAAAUGCGGGACGGCUCUGGGGGUCAAAUACCGAGCCCACUUUGGCCAGGGGGCUGGCCCCAUUCUGCUGGAUAACCUUGGGUGCAAUGGCCAAGAGAGGGCACUGGGAGAAUGCAACCACGCAGGCUUUGGGAUCACUAACUGCGUCCAUUCGGAAGAUGCCGGGGUCUUGUGUUCAGAGAAAGUCAAGCUGUUCAACGGCACUGAUCGUUGCAACGGUAGACUGGAAGUUGAACACGAGGGCCAGUGGGUGAAGAUUUGUAAAAACAGCCAUUGGGGCGAUAAGGAAGAGUCACUGGUGUGCCGUGAGUUAGAAUGCGGCACGCCGGAUAACAAGACUGUGAGGCUCAACAUCGGAGCAAGUUCUAAUCGGGGAAAUUUCACGGCCAGCUGCGUCGGCGCUGAGACCUCCAUCGCCGCCUGCCCGCUUCAGUCGAACCCGAGCGCAUGUGAAGCAGCAGUUGUUUACUGCACAGACGCAGCGGAGAUGCGGCUGGUCAACGGGUCCACCAGCUGCUCCGGUCGGGUGGAGGUGUUCUACCGCGACCACUGGGGCACGGUGUGUGACGACGCUUGGACCAUGAGGAACGCCGAGGUGGUGUGCAACUCACUGGACUGCGGCACGGCCCUGGAGAUCAAGUCGCGCGCCUUCUACGGCCAGGGCAAGGGGAUGAUCUGGCUGGACGACGUGCGCUGCUCCGGCCAGGAGACCUCGUUGCAGAAAUGCAAUCACAGUGGAUUGAGCAUCCACAACUGCGGCCACGGCGAAGACGUGGGGGUCGUGUGUUCAGACCACAUCAAGCUGCUCAAUGGGACUCAGCGUUGUGAGGGUCGCAUUGAGGUCAAACAUGGUGAUCAGUGGAGGAAAUUGUGCAGCAGUGGCUGGAGCCAGAAAGAGCAUGAGGUGUUGUGUCAGGAGGUGAAAUGUGGGACCCCGCUUACUGGACAGGAUAUGCCAGACUUUGGGGACAGAAUUGCGCCAAUAGGAGUCAAGGCAAGUUGCCUGGGAAACGAGACGUCAUUCAUGGAGUGUGAAAUCAAGGAAACAGCCGACACUUGUGACAGUGCCUCCCUUCUCUGUGCAAGCCAUCCAGGUAUUACACUGGUGAAUGGCAAUGAUCGAUGCUCGGGGAGAGUGGAGGUCCAAAACGACGGCCAAUGGGGAACCGUGUGUGAUGACUCCUGGGACAUCAGGGACGCACAGGUUGCAUGCAGAGCGAUGGACUGCGGAACACCCUUACUCAUCAAACCUGCAGCCUACUAUGGCCCGGGCCGGGGUAACGUCUGGUUAGACGACUUGGAAUGUUUUGGUAACGAGACCUCGCUCAUGCAAUGCAAACACAGACACUUCGGUCUGAGCCGCUGUAACCACAUGGAAGAUGCUGGAGUGCAAUGUUCAAUUUCCACCCGACUCCUGAACGGGAGCAACCGCUGCUCAGGCAGAGUGGAGAUCCACCAGGAAGGACACUGGGCACCAGUGUUUAAUGCUAACUGGGGGCUCAAUGAAGCGCUUGUGGUGUGCAGAGAGAUGCAAUGUGGAGAACCGGUGGUGGCCUCAACACCGUUCAAUUUCGGACAUGCCGGCCAGGCGACAGGGUACACCACCACUUGUAACGGCAGAGAAACCUCGAUAAGCCAGUGCUCCCUGAGAGGAUAUGCCCAGAACAGCCAGAAUCAUGCUGCUGCGGCAACAGUAGUUUGUUCAGGUAACGUGAGGUUAGUCAAUGGAUCCAAUAAGUGCACCGGAAGGGUUGAAUUGUACGAGAAUGGCCAAUGGGGAAGUGUGUGCGAUGAAACCUGGGAUAUGAAUGAUGCGGCGGUGGUAUGUACGUAUCUCCAAUGUGGUAGGGCCCAGAAGAUCCCUAAUUCUAGCUUCUUUGGCCGAGGCAGCACAAACAUGUUGAUUGGAGAAAUUAGUUGUACUGGACGCGAGCACUCACCCGACGAAUGCAGACAACAGAACAUUGGUUCCUCGACUUGCAACAGCACCGCAGUGGCUGGACUUCUGUGCUCAGAUGGUUUGCCCACGCGCUUGGUCCAUUCCACGGGUAAAUGUUUUGGGAGAGUGGAGGUCCAACACGCAGGCCAGUGGGGCACCUUGUGUGGUGAAGACUGGUCCAUGUCCGACGCCAUGGUUGUGUGUAGUCUCUUGGGAUGCGGGAAGGCAGCGAGCAUCUCUGGUAAUGCACAGUAUGAGCAAGGCACCGGGCCCAUAUGGGAAGCCAGCGAUCUGUGUUUCAACAAUGAGGCGUCAGUCUUCAAAUGCUCACAGAGUGGAUUCAACGGCACUAGCUGUGGCCACAGACAGGAUGCCGGUGUUGUCUGCACAGAAUCAAUAAGGUUGGUCAAUGGCAGAAGCGAAUGUUCUGGCCGGCUGGAGAUUUCACACAAUGGCCAGUGGGGAACGAUAUGUGACGACAACUGGCAUAUGGGUAACACUGAAGUAGUGUGCCGGCAGAUGGGGUGUGGCCAUGGCCUUUCUAUUGGUAGCUUUGGUGCAGGAAGUGGCCCAAUAUGGCUGGACGAUGUUGUUUGUACCGGUGAAGAGGACGUGAUCACUCAGUGUCCUCAUCGGAAAUAUGGCGAAAAUAACUGCGGUCAUAGUGAAGAUGUGGGCAUUGUAUGUGCAGGAAAGUUAGCCAAGCCACAUGUAUCUCUGAACCCGGGUCCAGAGGUAAACUUCGGUGACAGAGUUGAAAUAACGUGCUCUGUGGAAAUGACCGACCACCUGGGAGGAAUGUUUGUCUUACAAAAGACACCAGGCCCCUUCAGAAUGCAGAGAUACUCUGUGAGUGAAACUGAAACCUUCACUAUCCCCAAGACCAACUUGAGCCAUGGAGGCUUGUAUCACUGCCAUUUUCAAAAGAAAAUCCUAUCCAAAACCAUUGACAUGCUGGGGGAUCCUGUUGAGCUCAAAGUCACAGUGAAACUACAGCAGCCCAUCAUCUCCCUGCCAUCGGGUGGCCCCAUGAUGCUUAUACCCACCAACAAAAUAGAGGUCGAGGGAGGAAGCACCUUCGCCAUCUCUUGCUCCAUUUUCUCCAAAUACGAGGGGGGGUCCUUCUACCUGCGCAAGACCAACACCAACGCCACAAAGCUUCAGGCAGCGUUAAGCCACUCCAUCAUCCAAGUGGCUUACUUUGAUUUCUCAGAAGUGACCCCGCAAGAUCAGGGCAAUUACACAUGUGUCUAUUCCAUCAAUAUCUCUGCACAAUCCUUCCAUUCAGUCCCCUCGAAAACAAUCCAGAUCAUAGUGUCAGUGAAACUACAGCAGCCCAUCAUCUCCCUGCCAUCGGGUGGCCCCAUGAUGCUUAUACCCACCAACAAAAUAGAGGUCGAGGGAGGAAGCACCUUCUCCAUCUCUUGCUUCAUUUUCUCCAAAUACGAGGGGGGGUCCUUCUACCUACGCAAGACCAACACCACCGCCACAAAGCUUCAGGCAGCGUUAAGCCACUCCAUCAUCCAAGCGGCUUCCUUUGAUUUCUCAGACGUGACUACACAAGACCAGGGCGAUUACACAUGUGUCUAUUCCAUCAAUAUCUCUACACAAUCCUUCCAUUCAGUCCCCUCUAAAACAAUCCAGGUCACAGUGUCAGGAUCUGAUGUCCCUUCAACCAUGAGAAGAACCAUGGUUGGUCUCGCGCUUGUCCUGAUACUGUCCACCAUUGUGUAUCUAUGCUGGAGAAGGAGAAGAAUGGCGUCACGUGCCAUGGUACACAAGGGCCAAAACGAGGUCGAGUCCGACAACAAUCUGGAGAGCAAUGCCACCGAAGACCUAAUAGGGCGAGUUUCUUACGAGCUUGAGCCACUAUUAACAGGAGUUAGGCUGUCCUUCAUAACUACUAUGAAUACCAUACAUCUUCAUGUUCUCCUUGUUAUAGCCAUAGGUCUACUGAAUUUCCCUCUGAGUGCAAGCGCAGCGGCGAUUCGGCUGGUCAACGGGCCCACCAGCUGCUCUGGUCGGGUGGAGGUGUUCCACCGCGACACGUGGGGCACGGUGUGUGACGACGGCUGGACCCUGAGGAACACCGAGGUGGUGUGCAACUCACUGGACUGCGGCACGGCCCUGGAGAUCAAGCCGCGCGCCUUCUACGGCGAGGGCAAAGAGGAGAUCUGGCUGGACGACGUGCGCUGCUCCGGCCUGGAGACCUCGUUGCUGAAAUGCGAACACAGAGAAUUGGGCACCAACAACUGCGGCCACGGCGAAGACGUGGGGGUUGUGUGUUCAGACCACAUCAAGCUGCUCAAUGGGACUCAGCGUUGUGAGGGUCGCAUUGAGGUCAAACAUGGUGAUCAUUGGAGGAAAUUGUGCAGCAGUGGCUGGAGCCAGAAAGAGCAUGAGGUGUUGUGUCAGGAGCUGAAAUGUGGGACCCCGCUUACUGGACAGGAUAUGCCAGACUUUGGGGACAGAAUUGCACCAAUAGGAGUCAAGGCAAGUUGCCUGGGAAACGAGACGUCAUUCACGGAGUGUGAAAUCAAGGAAACAGCCGACACUUGUGACAGCGCCUCCCUUCUCUGUACACACAGUAAACAGAUUCGGCUGGUCAACGGGACGACUCGUUGUUCUGGACGAGUGGAGGUCUUACACGAAGGCCAGUGGGGAUCAGUCUGCGAUGAUGGCUGGGGCCUACAGGAGGCAGAAGUUGCGUGCCGCGAGAUGAAAUGCGGGACGGCCCUGGGGGUAAAAUACCAAGCCCACUUUGGCCAGGGGGCUGGCCCCAUUCAGCUGGAUGACCUUGGGUGCAAUGGCCAAGAGAGGACACUGGGAGAAUGCAAACACGCAGGCUUUGGGGUCAAUGACUGCGGCCAUUCGGAAGAUGCCGGCGUCGAGUGUUCAGAGAAAGUCAAGCUGGUCAACGGCACCAGUCGUUGCAACGGUCGACUGGAAGUUGAACACGAGGGACAGUGGGUGAAGAUUUGUAAAAACAGCCAUUGGGGAAAUAAGGAAGAGUCACUGGUGUGCCGUGAGUUAGAAUGCGGCACGCCGGAUAAAAAGGCUGUGAGGCUCAACAUCGGAGCGAGUACUAAUCAGGGAAGUUUCACGGCCAGCUGCGUCGGCGCUGAGACCUCCAUCGCCACCUGCCCACUUCAGUCUAACCCGAGCGCAUGUGAAGCAGCAGUUGUUUACUGCACAGGCCAACCAGAUAUUAAACUGGUGAAUGGCACUGAUCGAUGCACGGGGAGAGUGGAGGUCCAAAACGACGGCCAAUGGGGAACUGUGUGUGAUGACUCCUGGGACAUCAGGGACGCAGAGGUCGCAUGCCGAGCGAUGGACUGCGGAACACCCUUACUCAUCAAACCUGCAGCCUACUAUGGCCCGGGCCGGGGUAACGUCUGGUUAGACGACUUGGAAUGUUUUGGUAACGAGACCUCGCUCAUGCAAUGCAAACGCACAGACUUUGGUGAGAGCAACUGUAACCACAUGGAAGAUGCUGGAGUGCAAUGUUCAAUUUCCACCCGACUCCUGAACGGGAGCAACCACUGCUCAGGCAGAGUGGAGAUCAACCAGGAAGGACAAUGGGCACCAGUGUUUAAUGCUAACUGGGGGCUCAAUGAAGCGCUUGUGGUGUGCAGAGAGAUGCAAUGUGGAGAACCGGUGGUGGCCUCAACACCGUUCAAUUUCGGACAUGCCGGCCAGGCGACAGGGUACACCACCACUUGUAACGGCAGAGAAACCUCGAUAAGCCAGUGCUCCCUGAGAGGAUAUGCCCAGACCAGCCAGAAUCAUGCUGCUGCGGCAACAGUAGUUUGUUCAGGUAACGUGAGGUUAGUCAAUGGAUCCAAUAAGUGCACCGGAAGGGUUGAAUUGUACCACAAUGGCCAAUGGGGAAGUGUGUGCGAUGAAACCUGGGAUAUGAAUGAUGCGGCGGUGGUAUGUAAGUAUCUCCAAUGUGGUAGGGCCCAGAAGAUCCCUAAUUCUGGCUUCUUUGGCCGAGGCAGCACAAACAUGUUGAUCGGAGAAAUUAGUUGUACUGGACGCGAGCACUCACCCGACGAAUGCAGACAACAGAACAUUGGUUCCUCGACUUGCAACAGCACCUCAGUGGCUGGACUUCUGUGCUCAGAUGGUUUGCCCACACGCUUGGUCCAUUCCACGGGUCAAUGUUUUGGGAGAGUGGAGGUCCAACAUGCAGGCCAGUGGGGCACCGUGUGUGGUGAAGACUGGUCCAUGUCCGACGCUAUGGUUGUGUGUGGUCUCUUGGGAUGCGGGAAUGUGGCGAGCAUCUCUGGUAAUGCACAGUUUCAGCAAGGUACCGGGCCCAUAUGGGAAGCCAGCGAUCUGUGUUUCAACAAUGAGGCGUCAGUUUUCAAAUGCUCACAGAGUGGAUUCAACGGCACUAGCUGUGGCCACGAACAGGAUGCCGGUGUUGUCUGCACAGAAUCUAUAAGGUUGGUUAAUGGCAGAAGCGAAUGUUCUGGCCGGCUGGAGAUUUCACACAAUGGCCAGUGGGGAACGAUAUGUGACGACGAAUGGGAAAUGAGUAACACUGAUGUAGUGUGCCGGCAGAUGGGGUGUGGCCAGGGCAUUUCUUUCAGUAAUGGAUUUGGUGCAGGGGAUGGCCCAAUAUGGCUGGACAAUGUUGUUUGUACCGGUGAAGAGGACGCGAUCACUCAGUGUCCUCAUCCGGACUAUGGCGAAAAUAACUGCGGUCAUAGUGAAGAUGUGGGCAUUGUAUGUUUAGGAAAUUUACCCAAGCCACAUGUAUCUCUGAACCCGGGUCCAGAGGUAAACUUCGGUGACAGAGUUGAAAUAACGUGCUCCGUGUUAACCGACCACCUGGGAGGAACGUAUAUCUUACAAAAGACACCAGGCCCCUUCAGAAUGCAGAGAUACUCUGUGAGUGAAACUGCAACCUUCACUAUCCCCAAGACCAACUUGAGCCAUGGAGGCUUGUAUCACUGCCAUUUUCAAAAGAAAAUCCUAUCCAAAACCAUUGACAUGCUGGGAGAUCCUGUUGAGCUCAAAGUCACAGUGAAACUACAGCAGCCCAUCAUCUCCCUGCCAUCGGGUGGCCCCAUGAUGCUUAUACCCACUAACAAAAUAGAGGUCAAGGGAGGAAGCACCUUCUCCAUCUCUUGCUCCAUUUUCUCCAAAUACGAGGGGGGGUGCUUCUACCUGCGCAAGUCCAACACCACCGCCACAAAGCAUCAGGAAUCGUUAAGCCACUCCAUCAUCCAAGUGGCUUACUUUGAUUUCUUAGACGUCACCACGCAAGACCAGGGCGAUUACACAUGUGUCUAUUCCAUCAAUAUCUCUGCACAAUCCUUCCAUUCAGUGCCCUCGAAAAUAAUCCAGGUCAUAGUGUCAGGAUCUGCUGUCUCUUCGACCGUGACAGGAACCAUGGUUGGUCUCGCGCUAGUCCUGAUUCUGUCCGCCAUUGUGUAUCUCUGCUGGAGAAGGAGAGGAAUGGCGUCACGCGCCAUGGUACAGUUCACCAGUAGAGUUGGGGAAGUGAUUAAAGAAGACACUGCAGAAAUAAGAGGUGGAGCGCCGAGUGAAAGGGACUAUAAUACCCUGGCGAAUGAAUACGGCAAUGGUUCCAACCCCGAAGAUAAGGGCGCCAACGAGGUCGAGACCGACAACAAUCUGGAGAGAAAUGCCACCGAAGACCUAACCGGGCGAGUUUGUUACGAGCUUGAGCCACUUAUUCACUCAUGAAAACAAAACAGUAAAAGGGCCAAUGGGUUGUGGUGUUAUGUAAUCAUUCAUAUAUCGUCAAGGAUCUUGGAAAGGAACUGAAGAGUCUACUGAAAAUUUUAAUUGAGAGAGGUUACUAGUGGGAUAAUUGGCUACAUUUAGAGCAUAGAUAUGCAUUCCUUUGGACGUUCAUCUGAUGGCCUUCUUGGUUGUAAACUCUAGCAGGGUGAUGGAACCACAUUCGAUGUAUAAAGACGUGGCAGCCAUAUUGGAGAGGCCAAGACUGGCUUUUAAACAAAUACAAGUAAACAGGCUGCAGUUUGUUAUAUAUGACUUAAUAUGAAUACAAAAACUACUCACUGAAAUCAGCUGAAAAAUGUAAAUGUAAUUGUGCUUCUCAUCAAGAGAAACCGCAGUUUAUCCCGUUUUUAAUAGAUUUCCCUUAUAUGGCAGCAACGUGAUCCAAAGGCCAACUCAGUGUCUAUGUAUGUCUAUUGAUGGAACAGAAUGCAGAAUUUCGCAUUGAGUUCCUUCGUGCUGCUAGAGUUUAGUACAAAGAUGGGACCAAGAUAAAACCAAUAUAUUAAAGGGUAGAUAUCAAGCCACCAGGUGUGAGUGUGAUUAGCCAUUACAAGCCAUUUGAAAAUCUGUCUUCCUGUAUGACCUAGCCUGCUGACAUCCCUAGUGGGUGUGUCCGCCUAGAUGUAUACUGGCUAGAUCAGUCCACCAGCCUACCCAGUGGACUGUGGAAAUUGUUGUUUAUCUAUCUAUCAUACAUCUAGGGGGACACGCCCACUAGUGAUAAUCACAGAUUAUCAAAAAACGAAUGUGGCUAUGGUAUAUUUUAAUCUGAAUUAAAUAAAUGCCAUUAAAAAAGGCAAUGGUGUAAAGAAAGAGUUUCUCGCUAUGUUUUUUAAUGUCUUUGUAUUGGAUUAAAUAUCCCAGCCUACAGCAUUGUUGCCUAUGUGAUCGAUAUUGCAAGCUCUAUAGUUUAGUUUUAGACUACUGCUGAUUUCAGAUAAAAAAGUAAAAUUGUUCAAAUGUGGAUUUACUCAUAGCGAUGUAUGUUUAAAUAAAGUAGUGAAUGUUACUUGAAAAUGUUUUGUUACUUUACAAUAAAGAAUAUAAUGAAUGGGGCAGGGGAGUCAAAACAGUGACAUUAACUGUAGCACAACAAGCUGCAAAGACGGAUAACCUGCUUAAUAACCUGGAAAACCUGCUUCGGAACCUGCUUAAUCAGCAUUGCACCGUUAAAGGACCCAGACAGUUUACAAGGUUAUUUCUUAGGACGUAAAAUUAGCCACGACUUUUGUUGUUCUGUUGAUAUUGAUAAAAACUAGACCAAGUGAUCUUGAGGGAGUUUUAAUAGGAAACUAACGGAACACCAGAGAAUUGGGAAUUGUAAACAGGCAAUUAGUACAAUUGUAAACCAGCAGUUAGGCCUACUACAAGGGUAGUUGAAUUCAAAUAAGUAGCUCCACAGUUUUGAAAAUUGGAAACCGGCUGUUACUUACUGCAAUUGUAAUCAGGCAGUCACU
Messenger RNA from Gadus chalcogrammus (walleye pollock), 10867 nucleotides. Its product is annotated as deleted in malignant brain tumors 1 protein-like. The coding region runs from base 249 to 9350 and encodes 3033 amino acids. Gene Ontology annotation, cellular component: membrane. The transcript is spliced from 37 exons. The record is from RefSeq and is a predicted model, not a curated record. NCBI's taxonomy places the organism in Eukaryota, Metazoa, Chordata, Actinopteri, Gadiformes, Gadidae.